Molecule: messenger RNA, 9125 nt
Organism: Hirundo rustica (Barn swallow)
Lineage: Eukaryota; Metazoa; Chordata; Aves; Passeriformes; Hirundinidae
Gene: VKORC1L1
Product: vitamin K epoxide reductase complex subunit 1 like 1
Exons: 3
Coding region: 13-543 (176 amino acids)
Biological process (GO): peptidyl-glutamic acid carboxylation; vitamin K metabolic process
Molecular function (GO): vitamin-K-epoxide reductase (warfarin-sensitive) activity
Source: RefSeq, a predicted model, not a curated record
GACGGGGCCAAGAUGGCGGCGCCCGUCCUGCUGCGGGUGUCGGUGCCGCGCUGGGAGCGGGUGGCGCGGUCCGCCGUGUGCGCCGCCGGCAUCCUGCUGUCCCUGUACGCCUGCCACCUGGAGCGCGAGAAGGGCCGCGACAGCCACUACCAGGCCCUGUGCGACCUCAGCGAGCGGGUGCGCUGCUCCGCCGCCAUCACCUCCAGAUGGGGUCGAGGAUUCGGUCUCUUGGGUUCCAUCUUUGGGAAGGACAGUGCAAUAAAUCAGUCAAACAGUGUUUUUGGCCUGGUGUUUUAUAUACUACAAAUGCUACUUGGUAUGACAGCAAGUGCAGUAGCAGCUCUAAUCCUCAUGACAUCCUCCAUAGUGUCUGUAGUAGGGUCCCUGUACUUGGCAUACAUUCUGUACUUCGUGCUGAAGGAAUUUUGCAUUGUCUUCGUGCUCACAUAUUUGCUGAACUUCAUUCUCUUUAUCAUCAACUACAAACGACUAGUUUAUUUGAACGAGGCCUGGAAGAGGCAACUCCAACCCAAACAGGAAUAACCCCUGGUGGAACUUUUGACUGACAGUCUGAAGACCCAACUUCCAUUAAGUUUAUUUUGCAGUAAUUUUUUUAUUCUCCAUAUCAGACACUUUUUUCCCCCCCCUUCUCUCCCAAGAAUCAUAACGGAAAUUUUGAAUUAUAAAUUUCGAGGGGCCCCAGAUAAUUUCUCUGUGCUAAUCUUCAGUUUAAAUGCAGUUAUGAAAGAAAGCUCUGUAACAAUCAAAGACAAGCUUUAACUUUACUUUGAAGGAGUUUUAGCCACAGCAAAACCUAGACUCUCUCUCUUCCCCCUCCACUUGUGAAGUGGGUAACACUUGCUAUGAAAUAUCCUGUAUAUAAAUUCAGGUAUAACAAGAUGUGAUCAUGACAUGAAAUAUUCUAGACUAGCAUCACCAUAUUUAAUGUUGCCAUGUUUACUUUAAGUGUAUUUUUUUUCUUUUUUCAUUUUUCUUUUUUUUUUUUUUUUAAGCUGAUGGACUUAGAUUUGCCUAGGACUUAUACUGUAAAUAAAAUUAGAACUCUUGGUUUCAUCCCUGGAGAACUCACUGUCCCAUGGGUUUGGUUAGGAGCUGUCAGAGGGUUCAGCUCGGAGUCGACUGACACGAUGGAAGAAGUGACCUCUAAAGAACAUGGAGUUGCUGCUCUCACUGUUGUGCUAUCACAAGAAUGAUGCUUGGGGUUGGUUCCAUUUUUUCUUCUUUUUUUUUCUUUUUUUUUUUUUUUGUCUCUAGUAACAAAAAAGGAAUUAAAGCUGAAGCCUGAAGUACGUUGAUUAAACGACAACCUCAUGAAUUUCUGUACUGAACAAAAAUAGCUUCAUGUGGUCAAUGAAAAGCUGAUUUUUGCAGAUUGGGGGUUGGAUGAAGUGUUCUUUGAAAGGACUCCAUUUCCAAGCAGAGCUGUUUCAUUUGAAGCUGUGCUCAGGCAGCCAGUGUUACUAAUGUUUGAUGUUCUAUGAAUGCUGCAGUAUAGAAUUGCAAUUUGCAGUGGAAACCACUGAGUGAGCAGGAUAACCAAGCAGUGCACUGAAAAAGCAGUUCCUUAAUUGAUCUUGGUCAGGAUCUUUGGUUUGUGCUAUAUUGGGAAAUGAACUUUAGGCCUGACACACACACACACACACACACAGAGAAGAUCUCUUGGAAGGGCAACCUGUUUAAUGGGAUAAGUAAGUCAAUGUGCUCCUGAAAAUGAAAUGUGAUAUAGUGCUAUCAUUGCUCUUUCUACAAACUAAUUGGGGAAAAAUAAGAUACUAAACUGCAGAUUUAAACAAAGGAACAAAAUUGUACACGUUGUUUCUGCACUCGGUAUUCUAAGGCUGAAUGUUAAAAGUGCCUUCUGUCUUCAAAUCUUAAACCAAAUACUUUGUGUUGAACUUGGCAGGCAGAAGUGUCCUUGCUUUAAAAAUGAACAAACAGAAUUCCCAGCAAACUUGCUGGGGAUAGAAGAGUAUUAAGAGAUCUGUUUUUAGUUUUUAGACUGAGAAGUGGUAGCAGUAUUGUUUUCAGUUUAAUUUAAAAGGUUGAUGUGAUUUGGAAAAAUGAAAUACUCGUGUUUCAGACUGUGUGACACCAAAAUGUGUGGGUUCAGCUACUUUGUUUAAUUGGUGCUGUGCUGCUUUUUGCCCUGUCAGUUCGAAAUAUGAAGAAUUCCAACUGCAUACCCAUUUAUUUAAAGAACUAAUUUAACUCCUUUUAGCAUUUUCCUUCUCGAACACAAAUGUCAGAGAGACACUGCCAUUGUAAGUGGAUUUUAAACACUAAAGAUAAACUUGACUGUGAAACGAGCGGUGUUUCCAUAGAGCAAAACAAGAUUGGAGCUUGAAUUCACAAAAUUAACAUUCAAAUUACUACUGAAGUAGUUCUGGUUUGCACCAAGGGUGGAGGUGGAAACUGCUUUUCUGUACAGAGUUCUGUGGUGUGAGUAACAUCUGUUGCAUGUAACACUAAAAGACUUGUCCCUCGUCUGACAGUUUUAGCCAACAAUUCAUUAAAUGAGUUUUGUAUUGACCGGAGUAUAGUUAAAGCUUGUCUUGAUGUUUAGUUCUGUCUCUCAAAUGCCUUCCACUUUGAUAUUAAGGGGAAUGAAUGAUGUUGAAUUGGUCCCUCAAGGCUUGGCUUUGUUCUCUCCCAAGCCUUGAGGCAGUAGCAGUGUUUAAUGUGUUGUAUAGAUUUUUCUUUCGAUGCAUUCCUGUGAUCUACACUAAAGGCAUCUUUUUUUCAUCCGAGGAAGAGGUGAACACGUGCUGCCUGAGAGUUGCUCCUGUCUCAGAGCAAGCAGCCACGGAGACAAGUCUAAUCCAUGAGUACUUGGUCCAAUUCCUGGGGAAAAAAAGAGGAAAAAAAAAAAAAACAACAUCCCAUCAGCUGAAAGUAUUGGUAUUGACUUAACUUCACUGUGUCUUGUGCUUGUCUGUGUGGGCAUCGUCUGUUGAUUCAGUUUGUUUAGUAAAAAUGUCUAGGGCCAGAUUUUCAGCAGUGGUGUCUGCAGUCCUUGUUUGUGUGCACAUAGGGAGCAAAUGGAGCUGGAGUUUGGGCUCUGGGAGAAUUUUCAGCCCCUCUUUGUGCACGACCUUGCAAAUCUCAUCCUUAAUUGUGAACUCUCUUGUCUUGUGCGCAUCCCUUGCAGUUACUUUUUACUGGAAGCUAUUCGCUAGAAACGGCCCUGAUUUCUUCUGUUUCUCUCUAGUGCUUCAGAAAUGCAGUUGGCCUGAAUAAAAGGCAGAAUAAUCUUAGCAGGAGAAAUUUGGACUUUUCUGCUUCCAGUUCUUUGGACUUUCCUUGCUGCUCCCAGUGAUAGAAACAGCAUCUUCCUUCCAGUAAAAUGGGUUGUGAUGGAAAUCAGGAGUGCAGCUGUGCCCCCCUGCCUGCCCCGGCCAAAUGUGUGCUUGGUACUGGUUUUACCCUUACAAAUCCAGAGGCAAAUCCUAAAAAUUCUCAAGGGUGCAGGAGUCUGGGUAAAGGCAGGUAAAUGAUAUUUGGGCUGGCAAGGGACGGGGGGGACGUUACAGAGAUCCUCAUUGUGGUUUCAACACUCAGGAGAAUAGAUGGGGUAAAAUUCACAAUUCUUAACAGAGGUUCUGAAUCUGCCUCUCUCAGAAUCCCAGAAUUCCCUUGGGAUCACAGAGUAUUCUGAGCUGGAAGUUCCACACUGAGGGGUGGAUUGGAAAGGCAAAGAAACCUCAUCCCAAAACCUGCUUAGGAAUUAAACGUUCCUGAAAUGCUCUUACUGUAAGGUACUUGCUACUCUUUAAGGCCAACAAAGCUUUUGAAUAUUCUUGGAAGUUUCUUCCUUUAAAACAUUUGUGACACCGAGGCCAAUGAAACAUUCCUGAGCACCUUUUGAGAUCUGAAGUGACAACAAAUCUGUGGUGAGGAGGUUUCUGAGUGCUGUAAUUUGCAUUUUUUUGUGCUGCUGUAAAGUCUCAGUUGUUCCAGGAGGUUGGUGAGGUGCUUCAGGCAGUGCUGCUCCUGAUUUACGUGGGCUGAAUCAGAGUUUGGGUGGCUUUGGUUCUGCCAAUGUUGUUUAAACUGAUCCAGAAAAGAUGAAGUGUUCUGUUAUCAUAAACCUGUAUUAAGCAUGGCCUAAAUAUUAGGUGUUUGUUCUGUACAGUAUGUUCCAUCAACUAUUUAUUCCCAGUGCUUUCAACUCCAAAUCCAGCACCCAUUUAAAAUGGAGUCAUUGGGCAGAUGUUCCUUCUCUCAUUAUAAGCUGAGAGAUUCUCUCUUGGAGGUCUAGGAGACAAUUUUGCUAACAGGUUAAAAAAAAAAACCCAAUAUGUAAAUAUGUACGAAUUCUAUUUGUUGCACAUAACUUUUUUGGUAUUAAAAAAAAGGAAAAAAACCCAACAAAAAUAAAUGUAGAAAUUACCUGUGGAUGUCUUGCUGCAAUCAUCCUUAUGCUGCAAUCAUGCAGUCCAAACAUAAGAGCUUGAAUGAACCCAACCAGAGGCCUUUUUGGACUCAGUCUGAGCCUUAGAAACUGUUUUUAAUGUCAGUACUGUAAUUCUGUUUCUAGAAAUUGUACCAAGUCGUGUGGGUUUUUUUUUUUUCUAAGACCUCGUGUGUGUUUAGCAGUAGAAGGGUUAAAGCACUUGAUUUCCCCCCAGAUCCCAGUUUUCCCAGUAGAAUUCCUGCAGCUUUGUGUCUGGCUGAGCAUUGUGUGUAAAGGCUGAGCAGCGUUGACUUGAGGCUUUCACUCUUUACAGUUCUUUAAGCAAAAAAAAAAACAAAUAACCAACCCAGCAUUGUGGUUUUUAUCACUUUCUGCUUUAUUGGGGCUGCUCAAAGCUGGUCCCACAGACCACAAAAUCCCUGGAAGCUGCUGGAUGUGUCCCUGGAUUUGGGGAAGGAGCUGCUGGGCAGGGUUGGGUUUGUUGAGAACAAGCAGGAAUUAACCCUGAAAUGCGUGCUCAGAUUUUGAGGGGGCUGAGCUGAACCCUGGUUUGUAAGGAGUGACUAAUGUCAAAUCCUCAGCUGUGUUUUGGUCAGGUCUGUUGAAAUUGGGGAAGAAAAUGAGUUUUUAAAGGAUAAUGACUAGAGAUGGAGAGGCUGAAAUGUCUUUCAGUCACUGCUAGUGGGCUUAAAUAUGGGAAUUGCUCAUACCAUGGUGUGUUUGAACAAAUGUCUUUUUAUUGUGCAUAGAGUCUUAUAUUCUGGGGGAUUAGUUCUAGAGAAAAUCUAGGCUUAGCACGGUGUGAGGAAUUCUGUAGUGUUGUUUCUUUUCCCUUAAAAACACAAGAAAAUUUGUUGUGGAGUCUGCGGUGAACAUCUGUGUCCCUAUUCUGCUGGGGCAGGGUGGAAGGUGCUGUUGGUUCCUCGUGUACCACCUCUGAAAGGAACAGAAUUUGGCCACCACACAACAGAAAAGCAAAUACUUUCUUUAUAUGGUCAGAUUUGGUCACUCCCCCGAGCCACUCACACCAGAGGCAGCUGCAGGACAGGGACUCAUGGCACCAGUUUCACCCAGGAUCUGGGAAUUCCAGGAAUCAAGCUCCAAAAUUGUAACUUUCCAAAUGCAUUGGGCAGCCUCUGGUUUUGUUGUUCUGCUCCUUGUGAUGCUGCUGGGCAGUUUGCAGACUAAAUAUUCUUUGUUUUUCUUUGAGUGCUUAAAGCCUGGCCUGAGGCUGGUGUACAGCACAGGGAUUUACAGCUGGCCCUACCCCAGAGGGCUUCAGGCUGCUCUCAGAAAGGUUUGGAACAGAAUUUCCCUCUGGAUUGCUCUUCCCGUGGUGACAUUUAACAUGAAGGAAGCCCUUCCACGCUGGAAGCGGCAUUGUUGGACACAGUUCGUGUCUAAUAGUGGCAGUUUUGGUACUGUAAAAUAAAUAGAUUUAAAGUUGAGUUGGUGUAGUCCCUCCCUCUCUAACAUUCCACCUUGCUGCUGGAAUAGGAAUUCCAAACUCUCUGUUGGAGUAUGUUGGGUGGUUCACACCCUUCCUGACUGCUGGGAAUGCUCAGGAUUUCUCACACAUCCAUCCUGUCAGGCCAGAGCAGCUGCACAAACUCUGCUGCUCUGCAAUCCUUGGGCAGUUUGCUGUGAGCUCAGUGGUGUUAACUCUUAGGGGAGUUGAACUGGAAAACCUCAUUUGCUUUAGAAGGAUGUGAUGUUCAUUUAGAGUAACUUAGAUUUUUUUUUUUAAGUUCAGCAUCGAGUUGUAUCAUGUAAUAUUUGUUUGUUGUUUUUUUUGUUUUGGUUUGGUUUUUUGCCAUAAACAGAUACCUCAGUCAGGAUUUCUUAACUUCAGCUCCUUGAAAGUGAAUAUUUGUUUUCCUGCCUGGAAACAGGAAACCUCCAGACAUGGCUGAGCAGAGGAAGCAAAAGUUUCCGAUCUGCUUUGCAUCACAGUGACUACUUCAGGUGGACUAGAAAUCGCAUUGCACUUGCAAGACUUGAAUCAGGCAUAAAACUUAUUUACACAGAAAUUUAAUAACAAGUUCAACAUAAUCCCCAGCCACUUGUUUUCAUUUUAGGAAGAGGGAAUGUGAUGUUAUUACAGGAGGAAGACAGCUUGAUUCAUUUGCAAUCUUCCAGUAUCUGUCUCUAAGAACAAAUGCAGCUGCUUUGGGCUGGCGCUGGCGGGUGAAGAUUCCUUUCUUGUUCCCCAGAACUCGUGUGGUCCCUGCAGAGAGGUUAUAAAAUAAAGAAACACAUAAGCCAAGCUCUUCCAGGCCCUGCUAUGAGCUGUUACAAUGUAGGUACCAGAUCAGGCCAGGUGGAAGAGACCUUUGCACUUUCUUCUGCACAGUCAGGUACAACAGGGAAGCUUGGCAGGACAGUGGCUGUGACAGAGCAGCUCAGCUGCAAUUCCUUGUUUUUACAGCUGGGACACUUAACUGGGCUGUGCUCACUGAUCCCUGUUCUAUCUACAACAGGUUGGCUCCACCUUCAGAUUGGAUGGAGGAAAUGGUGAUGACUAUUUACUGUGGCGUCUGGAUCCUUUCUGCCUGUUUUAAUCCUCAUAGGAAAACAGACAAAAGGAUUGCAACACGUAGAGAGACUGGAACUGUGUCUGUGUGUGACCUUGUCUACAUUUUCUCUGUCCUUUUCGAUGCUGCUGUUCUGGCCGGUGCUCUGCAGGGUGUUUUAGUGCUGUUCCUCCCUCUCACUGACUGCUCACCACCCCAGCCCACUGCAGGGCAGCAGAACAGGUUCAUUGUUAGGUUGUGAUUGUUGAACUUCUGUGGGACUGCGCUGUCAGUUAAGGAAUUUCCCUUCCUUUGUGACUGCACUUAUCUAUUAAUAAUGGGUGGAGUGUCCCGGUGAGGAAGCUGUGUGCCAGUGUGGCACCUGCUCAUCUACUGCUAAAUCUCUGCCAAGUUAAUGAUGAUUAUUUAAGGUGCUCUGUUCCCAGGGCAGCUGUAGGUGACACUGGAAGCAACUGAGAUGUCCCUGAAGCUCUGAAGUGAGGGUGGCCAAAAACCAGGAGCUAUCUGGGUCCCUCACAAGCUUCCCCUGUUCAUUGCCUCACGUUCCUGGGAGCAUCUGUGCAGGAGAAAGGAUGAACUAAGCACAGGCAGAACCUUCCCUCUUGGCUCUGCUCAUGCUGGAUUUUGGGAUAAAAACAGCUGUGCUCUGUCCUGGUGCACAGAGGGCCUUUUGUCCUACCCUUCAGCACAGCAUUUGUGUGGCAUCAACAACUGAACUCCCAGGGAGGAUGGAGAGGUGUUCAGAGUAUAAAUCAAAGCUCACCUUGAUUGGUCAUGAAAUCAGCAAAAUUCCAGAUGAGCUCCCCGAUCACGUACUCCUUCCUCUUCUUGUCAAAGACAGAGUGGUACUCCCUGAGCAUGGCCUGCUGGUACUCCUCACUGAACAUCACAGGGGGGUCCUGCAGCCACAACAACAGGCUGAGGGGACAAAUAAUCCAGCAAAGCCAUGCCCUCUGACAGAGGAACUGCUCCUGAAGAGAAACUCUGUGCUUGCCUGCUCUGCCAGUUGUGCUGCAUUAACUUGGCUGUUGUGAGCGAUAGCAAACACCAAAUUCCAGGUAUUCCCAAGGAGAAUCCCCCUGGUGGCCUUUGGUGUGACAGGGACAGGAGUGCCACCCGCCCUGCAGGGGACAGCACCACGAGCCUCCAUUCUCCAGGGUUUGCUUUCGUUGAAGCAUUUCCUACCACUGCCAAGGACAGAUUUUGGAGUCCUCUUCAGGCAGAGCAGCAAAGCUCACUGGUUUUGGUGCAGCAGGAUCCCAAUCCUGUAGCCUUUUGGACACUCCCAGCAAAGCCAGGCCCAGUGGUGCCACCCUCUCCCAGUUACAUUUUGCUGGCCUCUAAGAGCCGUUUGCAUCUGGCAGACACCACAACACUCACACUGUGCAGCCCAGGCACUGAGUCUGCUCCGUAUUCACUCUGGAUGAUGGGCUUUUGGUAGGUUUUAUACCAGUUCUCAAACUGGGCUGUGAGUUGGAGUGGGAUCACUUCCAGGUGGCCUGGAUCGUGGUACCAGGAGAAGUAGCUGUUCACACAAAUCACAUCCACGUAGGGAGCCUGCAAAAAACAAGGUGAGAGUGUUUUGGCACAGAUUUCAACGUUCUCUUGGAAACCUAAAUCCUCCUUUGGGUUCAUUUCAUAGAAUCCAGGUUUAUUACAGUAAGAAUGAAUUAUUUCCCCCCAUCAUUCAGGCCCUCCAAACAUCAUUAUCUUCCCCAGGAAAAAAAAAAAAAAAAGGAUAAAUUUAAUAAGCUAACAGCAUUAAUCUGGCAUUUUUUUUACAGAUUAGGAAAUCACAGAAAAGAGUUAGACAAGAUCAACAUGUUUCAUUCUCAGGUUUGUUAGAAGUUUUUUUUUGUUUGUUUCCAAGAUGUCUCUGGCUUGCUGGUACAUUUAGAUGUACUUUUUCUUUUUGAGUAUUGGAAUGUGAUUAUCAAGUGAGUGGUCAAAUAUUUUGACUAGCAACUAAAUUUUGUGCAUCAAUGGUGCAAUACUAAGAUUAAAGCAUUCUGCAAGUUAAUUGCCAUUUCUACCACAUGGACAGUGUGAUAAAAGGGCACAAAGCCCCCUCAAGAUAAAGUGAUGUUGUAUGUAACUUGUUCAAUGUUCUCUUAACAUGUUUUGUAAUAAAAGAAAAAAAAAAAAUUCUAAUAUCA